Helicoverpa zea (corn earworm) is the source of this 1580-nucleotide messenger RNA. It is a transcript of the gene UQCR-C2, whose product is annotated as cytochrome b-c1 complex subunit 2, mitochondrial-like. The transcript has 10 exons. Gene Ontology annotation, molecular function: metal ion binding. The record is from RefSeq and is a predicted model, not a curated record. Bases 62 to 1432 code for a protein of 456 amino acids. Gene Ontology annotation, cellular component: mitochondrion. NCBI's taxonomy places the organism in Eukaryota, Metazoa, Arthropoda, Insecta, Lepidoptera, Noctuidae.
UACAAUCUGUCAUAUCGAUUCUGAAGUUCUGUAGCUCAUCCCUAAAACGACGUGCUACUCUAUGGUGCUACUGAUUGCAGUGCAGCCUAAAAUCAGAUUUUUCCUUGAAAUGGCAUCGAAAUCGAAAACUUUCGUAACCCCUCUUAUUCGUCAUGUUACGACCAGGGGUUACGCUCAGGCUGCGCCUGGUGUCAAGAGAGAGCCCAAGGUCUCUUGUGCGGUCCUGCCGAACAAAACUUUUGUAGCCGCAUUGGACAAUGGGUCCCCAGUCACUCGCGUUACCGUAGCCUUCAAGGCUGGGACUCGAUAUGAGCCUCAAACCGAGCUGGGUAUUGCCCAUGUUCUCCGGUCUGCUGCCGGGCUCAGCACCAGGAAUGCCAACAGCUUCAUAAUGGCACGUAAACUGGCACAGAUUGGAGCAUCUGUUACUGCCUCUGGUGACAGGGAGUUUGUUUACUACACUCUUGAGACCACCCAAGACAAUGUUGAUGAGGCAGUGGAAAUCCUCACCAACAUGGUCUGCUGCCAGGAGUUCAGACCUUGGGAGCUCUCGGACAAUAACGCCCGCCUCAAGUUUGACAUUGCUGCUCUUCCACCUCAGAUCCGUGCUGUGGACUUGCUGCACAAGGCUGCCUACCGCAGAGGUCUGGGCAACUCGCUUUUCAUCUCUCCCAAGAGGAUUGGCAAGAUUUCAUCUGAGUCUUUGCAGCACUACUCAUGCAACUUACUGGCUGCUCCCCGUUGCGCUGUUGCCGUAGUUGGAGACUCUCAGGAGAGAGCCAACAUGAUUGCCCAGAACCUCAAUCUGACUGCUGGUGACACCCAAACGGGAGAGGCCUCCAAAUUCCAUGGUGGGGAGCUGAGGAAGGAAAUGGGAGGUGAUUUGGCGCACGUCGCGCUGGCUGUGCCCGGAGCACCCGCUGGCUCUACGCAAGCACUGGCCCUGGCUGUUGCUGCUAAAGCUCUUGGCAAUGGUCCAGUCACCAAGUGGGGUACGGACAACUCACCCUUGGCCAAGGCCAUUGGCAAUGUUGGUCCAUUCGCUGCGGCUGGAUUCAGCGUGUCCUACUCUGAUAGCGGUCUCUUUGGUGUUGUCCUGUCUGUGCCAAAGGAUGAAGCCAGUGCUGCUGUGAAGGCAGUUGGUGGUCUUUUGAAGAAGCCAACACUGAAUGACGCAGCCAUUAAAGCUGGCAAGAACCAACUGAAACUGGAGAUCCUGAAUGAAGCUGAUGCUGGCACUUCUCUUGCUGAGUGUCUUGCAGCACAGGGUCUGUACACAGGCUCCAUCAAGACUCCUGCUGACCUUGCCAAGGAAGUUGAUGCAGUUUCGCCAAGUGAUGUGUCUAAGGUUUUGUCAGCUGCUGCCGGAAACAAAGUCGCCAUGGGUGCUGCGGGAAAUCUAGCAUUUGUACCUUACGUAGAUGAAUUAUAAAUCAAACCUUGUAAUAGUUGUUAAAAUCACUUAUUUUAUAGUAUGAAACAUGAUGUGAGAAAUUACCGGUAUAGUAUAAUGUGAGUCAUGUGUCACUAUAUUGAUUAUAAUUUAUUGUUCAACCAAAAUAAAUAAAUCAUUACUUAUU